This is a messenger RNA of Clonostachys rhizophaga, 924 nucleotides long. The record is from the annotation of a GenBank genome assembly. NCBI's taxonomy places the organism in Eukaryota, Fungi, Ascomycota, Sordariomycetes, Hypocreales, Bionectriaceae.
AUGGAGUCAGCCAAACAGACAAUUCACAAGGUCACCCACCCGACUUCGAACCCAAGCAGGGACACCCAGCGGACAGAAAACACUGGCCUGGAGCGAGACAUGGAGCCCAAACCGCAAAAGGUUCAUCUGCCUUCCGAGGGCGGGGACAUCGCGUACACGCCGUCCGGUAAGCUGGCUGACAAGAAAGCUCUCAUCACCGGGGGAGACUCCGGCAUCGGUCGCGCCGUAGCCAUCUUGUUUGCUAUGGAAGGGGCCAAGGUGGCCAUCGCCUAUCUACCAUCCGAAGAAGAGGAUGCGCAGCACACAAAAGACCAGAUAGAGAAGAAUGGUGGGGAGGUCACACUUAUCCCCAGCGACCUGUCCCUAUCGAUCAACUGCGAAGAUGUCGCAAAGAGGACCGUGGAUGCCCUCGGCGGAAUUGACAUCUUGGUAAACAACGCUGCCACACGACAGGCACAUGGUGAUAUUUCUGAUAUAUCUGAGGAGCAAUGGGCGUCCACUUUCCGUGUCAACGUAGACUCCUACUUCCAUCUUACUAAACACCUGCUUCCGCAUUUAUCAAACGGCGCUGCAAUAAUCAAUAGUGCGUCUGUGGACGCUUACAUUGGCGCCCCCAGUCGGCUGGACUAUGCGACGAGCAAGGGCGCCGUCAUCGCGUUCACUCGCGCGCUAUCCAACCAGCUCGUGAAGAAGGGCAUUCGCGUCAAUGCGGUUGCUGCAGGCCCGGUGUGGACGCCACUCCUGGCCACGGGCGUGAGCGAGAAGAGCCAGAAGGGGUUCGGGCUGGGGAACUGGACACCGAUGGAUCGAGUGGGACAGCCGAGUGAAAUUGCCACUAGUUAUGUGUUCCUCGCGUCCCAUGAGAGUGCGUUUAUGAGUGGGCAAACUUUGCAUCCCAAUGGGGGCAUCGUUGUCAAUGGUUAA